UUUUAACAGAACGGGGUGCAUACUGGCUGUGACUGACUGCUUUUGUAAUCCAAAACUUCAGUUAGAAUUGAAGUACAGUAGUUUCACAUAUCCUCCUCUUUGCUUUGCUUAGUUCUCCAGUGGCCUGAAGAUGGUGCACCUACCCUGCUAGUGUUGUGAAUUGGCCAUCAACAUGAGUAUUCAUGAAUUCAGAAUGUGUAUCUUAGUCCCAAAUAUAUUUACAGUACUUCAAAAUCCAUCCCAUCUGCUUCUACAAAAUCCGUUAAACAACUUGACCUAGCAGUUCAGCUGUAACCUAUUGCCGUGUACUAUCUUAUUUAAUAAAAUCAUAGUUUCAUAAUAGACACUACCUAACUUUUCUGCAAAAUCAAUAAUAGAGUUCUGUUUGAAAAUAGUAAGGUAUAAUCUAUAACAACAGUGGGGGGAAAGAUGUGAUUAAGAGCAGGAAAUAAAAAACAUUUAUAACCACUGAUUAACUCUUAGGUCUGGCAAAGGUUGGUUGACAUUUUCCAGUUUUGUUGUGGAUAAUGUAAUUUCAAUGUGAGCAUUAAGAUGUGCUUAGCUUUCACACUGAAAAGCUGGGGGUUUUUAUGUCUUGUUCUUUGUCUCAGGAAUAUGAAAUACAUAAUUUAUAUAUAAAAACAAUCCCAACUAAAUAAUAAUAAUAGUAAUUUUAUUUUUAUACCCCGCCUCCAUCUCCCCGGGGGGACUUACAUAGGGCCAAAGCCCGGACAAAUACAGUAACAAAUUCUAAACCAUAAAGUCACAGGUCCAGAUUACAUCCCCAAAGUUUGCUAACAAAUAUAUUUUAGUUGUGUAAAAGUAAGCAGCCGAGAGGCAAACAGCACUCCCUGCGGAGAGGAUUUAGGCUUUGUUCUCUUUGAAGUGUGAAAGACAAUAUUUCAGAUUUGCAGGGUUAGGAUUUUCAAAAGCCUCCUAAACAGAAGUAGAAUUCAGAGAAGACACUCAUGUGCUUGGGAUUUUUAGAAAAAUUAAAAUGUAUUAUAUCUCAGGAUUAAAAUAACCACUUUCAGUGAGAACUAUGCUUGAGAAGCCCUGAUUUUUGUUUGCAUGUGACUUUGUACCCGCAGGGAUUAGCAUACCUGUCUCUGAACUACAAAAGUCACUGGCAAAUGAAUUAUUGGAAUAGGAGAGGUGAUGGCAAAAUGUUCCAGUUGGCUAUUUUUCCAUAUAACGACAGUGCUUUUUGUUACAUCUCAAUCCUAAUUCAGGAGAUGACAACAAGUAAGAGUGAUCUAUAGCUGUCUAAUCAGAUGUCCCACUGAAUUAAAUUAGUCUUAUGCUCAGCUAAAGGACAUAUGAUUGCAAAAUGACUGAGCUAUCUUGGAGUCCUGAGUAAUUUUAGACAGGAAUGUGUUGCCCAUCCACUUCCCCCAUUUUCAGAGGAUGGGACUUACACCUUGAUACUAUGUAUGCUCAUGUAGAAGGAACUCCCAAUGUGUACUCUUUCAAGGUCAGCAAAUAUAGAAUGCCAGCUUUUGUCAUGGUGAGCAUUUCUUUGAGCGUGUCCUUGAUGUCUGUCUCCUUCUGAAAACAUCAGAAUGCCUGUAGGCAUCAGCAGGAAAAAAAUGAUGCACAAAUUGGAAUUUCUUUUCAACAGUAAACACGGACCAUAAAAAUGUAAUCACUAACAAAACCCAUUACUAAUGUAAUCCCAUUCAACUAGUGGAAAAUAGGUAAAGGUAAAAGUUCCCCCUGACAUUAAGUCCAUUUGUUUCCGACUCUGGGGUUUGGUGCUCAUCUCCAUUUCUAAGCUGAAGAGCUGGCGUUGUCCGUAGACACCUCCAAGGUCAUGUGGCCGGCAUGACUGCUUGGAGUGCCAUUACCUUCCUGCCAGAGCGGUACCUAUUGAUUUACUCAUAUUUGCAUGUUUUUGAACUACUAGGUUGGCAGAAGCUGGGGCUAACAACAGGAGCUCACCCUGCUCCCUGGAUUCAAACCUGUGACCUUUUGGUCGGCAAGUUCAGCAGCUCAGCGCUUUAACACACUUCAACACCGAAGGCCCCUAGUGGAAAAUAUAUAACAAUAUAUUAAAAUAUAAAUAUUAAUUUACUUACUGUACAGUAUUCUGUACAUAUACUCCAAAAUAAGUAGAACAGUAUAGAUUAUCCAAAAGACAAAUGGUCACAAUUCAAAGACAUAGCUAUGAUAGUCCAGAAUAUCAGAAUGGAAAAGGAUUUUGUAGCUUUGAUGAAUGUAGCAUAAGCUUUUGUAGACUUAGUGUGCAUCUACACUAAAGAAUUAAUGUAGUUCGACACCAUUUAUGAGCCAUGGCUCAAUGCUAUGAAAUCAUGGGAGGUGUCGUUUUACAAGGUCUUUAUUGUUACCUAUUAAAUCAUGUUGGUGCUUUAUCAAGUCCCAGAAUUCCAUAGCAUUGAGCCAUGGCACAUAAAAUGGUAUUAAACUAUCAAUUUUAUAAUCUAGAUGCACCCUUAGUCUAUGGAAGUUUGUUAUAGUUUCUUUCUCUCCAUCUCAAAUGGACCCAAGAUCUAAUCAAGCCUGAACUGUUAACAGAACUCAAAAUAACUUGAGGCUAAUAUAUUUCGUACAUGCUGGAGAAACCUGGAGGCAGUAGGAAAAAACCAUAUUACAGCCAGAUUGAAUCAAAUCAGACCUUACAAGACCUGAGCAGAGUUGUUGAUAACUGUGGCUCUUGGUGAUCUCACACAUAAAGUGACUGGAGAUCAAAGUCGUCUUGAUAACCUCCCUCUCCAAUUUAAUGGAAUAAAGUAGAUAGGACUGAAGACAAUCCUAUAACAUUUCCUUUGAGUAAACACAGGGCUGGUACAUGUAGCUAUUCCAAUUUUUCCUCCCCAGCAGCUAUAGCUUUAAGGCUGAAAAUGAAGGUCAUCAAGAACUGUCCAUGCAAGGAUUCAACUACUGGUCUCCCAGAGUCGUCUCCCAACACACGGACUACUACACCACAUGGUGGUCUUUAAGGCAGAGUAAUUGUAUCAUCAAAAUACUUCCAUCCCAUUGAGUACAGUGCCAUUUGAUCCCUUGUUAAGUAUGGAUGAUGCCAUCCUCACCAUGCCAAUAUCUCUUAUCGCCGGCCAUAAUGGCUGAUUGGAGAUGCCAUUUAUCAUCAGCUGGGAGGUCACAAACUCCUCACCCUUGCUCUACAAGAACUCUUAAGCCUUAAUUCACCAAAGGUUGUUUUGGGUCACUGCCUUGGAUUAAAUAUUAAUUUUUACAACUGGAGAAGAGCUGAUAACCUGACAUUAAUACCACAUUACAUGACUUUUUCAUUUAAUCUUUUUAGCCAAACAAAGCAAGGCCCAAAAGUUAUGAUAACGACAAAGAAUUGCCUGUGUCUGACACAGUGUGGUGCAGAAGGAUAAAGAGCCCUCCUGGGAAUUUUUCUAGCUUAAUCCUGGUUAUAAUCUCUGCGAACUUCUUUUCCGUAACCGUCAGCAACCAGUUCAUGUCACAAAAAAUAUAGAUCUUGAUUUGAAGCCGAUGGAAUGUCCAGGGCUCGUGAUUUCAGGCUUGUUCUGUUGCAGUGUGUGUUGGUAGCAACACAAAGGCACACCGAGGGUGCCUUGCUUUCCCAAACAAAAUUAAGCAAGAACUGAUUUAGGAGCCCAGCACUUAUGAAAGUCUUCCCAAGCCGCUUGCUGUUUCUGCCGAUUUAGUGAUUAGCAUCCAAGAUUAAUAUGAAGCCCUCAAGCCAUUUGUUAGACUGGAAAUGGGAGAUUUUCCACAGUGGCGUUCUCUAAAGGAAAUUAAUUUUGAUUGCUACUGAGCCCAAGUAAUUGAACUAUAUGUCUAUUAGUCUGGAGUUAAUUGUUUUGUUGCCUUGGAUAACUGGAUAGAUAUGACUUGAAUAACUGGGUGGAUACGAGGAUAUAAAUUAUUAUGUGAUCCCAUAGUUCAAUAUCGAAAUCAGGGUUGAAACAUGUCUUAGAUAAAUAAGUACUCACCUUUCUCCUUUAUUUAUUCAGGAUGUCUACCUUUGGGUGUGUCUGCACUGUAGAAUGAAUGCAGUUUUAAAGCACUUCAAUUGCUCAUGACUCCUAUGACUGUUCAGGGCUUGCAAAGCAUAGCUCAAUUGUAUGGAAUGCGUAGUUUGCUAAGGCACUGGCAGUCAUUGGCAAAGAGUAAAACUACAAGCCCCAUGAUUCCAUGACAAUUAAAGUACUUUCCGACGUAUAGGAACCCAAUACAAUGUUCCAACCACUAUGCAAGAUUGAUAUGCUGUUUUCAAAUCUGACAAGAGGCCUUCAAAGUAGAUUACAAGAAAAAUUAAAACACAGAUAACAUAAGCAGUUGAAAUUUGGAAAGUUAUUUUUAAAAUAGGGAAAAAAGAGUUUUAAAUGUUGUUUUUUCAACUAAGAGCACACCUUCAGCGUGACUCUGUGGUCACCUUCCAGCAGAGAUUCCUAGAGGGAACAUAUUACAGUAGAGUCUCACUUAUCCAACACUCGCUUAUCCAACGUUCUGGAUUAUCCAACACAUUUUUGUAGUCAAUGUUUUCAAUAUACAGUAGAGUCUCACUAAUCCAAGCCUCACUUAUCCAAGCCUCUGGAUAAUCCAAGCCAUUUUUGUAGUCAAUGUUUUCAAUAUAUCGUGAUAUUUUGGAGCUAAAUUCAUAAAUACAGUAAUUACAACAUAACAUUACUGCGUAUUGAACUACUUUUUCUGUCAAAUUUGUUGUAAAACAUGAUGUUUUGGUGCUUAAUUUGUAAAAUCAUAACCUAAUUUGAUGUUUAAUAGGCUUUUCCUUAAUCCCUCCUUAUUAUCCAAGAUAUUCGCUUAUCCAAGCUUCUGCCGGCCCGUUUAGCUUGGAUAAGUGAGGCUCUACUGUAUCAUGAUAUUUUGGUGCUAAAUUUGUAAAUACAUUAAUUACUACAUAGCAUUACUGCGUAUUGAACUACUUUUUCUGCCAAAUUUGUUGUAUAACAUGAUGUUUUGGUGCUUCAUUUGUAAAGUCAUAACCUAAUUUGAUGUUUAAUAGGCUUUUCCUUAAUGCCUCCUUAUUAUCCAACAUAUUUGCUUGUCAUGGAACCCAGUUACAGGGCUUUGGUAAUUCAGCCCUGUAACUGGGAGUCAUAACAUAAACAAUCCCAGGAGCACCUGGCAGAAGAAGAUAGAAUAUGCCUGGGAACUUGGGGCCGAAAGUAUAAACAAUUAUAAUUGGUCUAGUGUGUGAAAAUGGUAGUAAUGUGAUAUUGGGGGUGGGACUUGAUGAUGAUAUUUACGUGUGGUGUUACGUAGCAUCAAAAGUUAUAAAAAUAGUUGUAUGUAAACAUUGGGUCAUUCCUGACUUUUCCAAAGUCAUGUGUUCUUCAAUAAAGAUUGGAUUUGAGAGCAGCCAUCUCUGAUCUGCGUUCAGACUGAUCCUUUGAAGUGAGCAGGACAAUUAAGUCAGGAAUCCAGUUCUCACCCUCCUGCAAAUUUGCAGUGAAGUGAUAAUGAGCAGGGAAGGAGAUCAAAGCCAUGACGGAGCAAAGGGGCCUCCGCUGGGAGCUCUGCCGUUGGCAGAAGAGACAUUGCAAGCCAUAGCUUCCUCUACGGGGUACCCCAAGCCGGACGGCGUGACCCAGAGGAUUCCCAGAGGGGGAAGAGGCGUUCCGGCGGCGGCAGAAACCAGUUGGGGAUCUGGAGGAAGCAUGCCGGAGACCGUGGCCCAGCGGUUAUCCAUCCUGGAAACUCAUUUAUCCAGGCUGUCGGAUACCGUGGGGAGAAUAGUGCCAAUAUUGGAAGAGAAUCUCCAAAAAGAGCACAUCCGAUAUGGCGCCGAGAGAGAGCCAAGCAAAGGAGGCGAUUGGAGCCAGAGGGGACAGCGAGCUUCAACGCAGAGUCCCGCGGCGGCAAGGGACGAGGGAGACGAGGAGUAUUGGCAAGAGCUGGAGUUCCGGGACAGAAUGGCGCGCGAAGUGGAGCGCCAGCAAGCUCUGGGAACUCUGAGGCCGCCAACCCCAACAGAGCUCCCAACCCCCCGAAUGGGCGUCGGAGUAGAAAGACCACUGGGGCCAGGGAUCGGGUCCAGUGGAUUAGCUGACGAAGGCGGAGAGGAGCAGGAGAUCCAGGAAGAGGAGGAGGAUGUGCCGUACGACGGGGAAAGGCGAGAUGCGGGGGCUACAGCGAGGCCAGUAUGCGGAUGGGGGGAAGGGCCGACAGCGGCGGCAGGAUUUCGGGAGCCGCGCAGAAUGACCACCGGAGUGGGGCGCGGCGUGAUCCAAGGAAACCCGAUGCAACCCUUCCCCAUGCCUCCCAGACAGCAUCAACGGGCCGCUGAAUGGAUGCCAAGAAGGGAAGAUCUCAAGCUAGAAUACGGAGGGGAAUCAGCCGAACUGAACUUUUUUCUAAUUAGCAUCAGGGGAUACAUGGAAGACAAUGCACACACAUUCCCCUCCGAAGCAAGCAGGGUUCGGGCCAUCGGCAACACACUAAAGAGAGGAGCGGCCAGCUGGUAUGUGCAACUACAUGCCAGACAGGACCCAUGCCUGAGGUCAGUGCCCCGCUUCCUCGCCGCACUGGAAAACCGGUUCAGAGACCGGCUAGAGCAAUUGAGAGCUCGAGACCAGCUUAGAGGAAUAAAGCAGAGGGACAAAACGGUGCCCGAGUACGCAGAAGAAUUCCUCCACCUCGCGGAAAGGGUACCAGAGUGGUCUGAAGUGACCAAAGUGGAAUUAUUUAAAGAGGGACUACGCCCCGAAAUUUUCAGCUGGGCAGCGCACAGAGAUGACCCCGAAACGCUCCAGGGAUGGAUUCAACUAGCGGGGCGCGUUGAAUCCACCCUGGCCCAAGUAAAGCGCUUCAGGAGCAGCGGCGGCCAGCAAAGACCGGUGGCGAGAGGUCGAGGAGAAACGAGGAAGCAGGAAAGACCCGGAGGGAGGCCGGGGAUUCCCUCCAGAGGAGACGACAACAAACCUAAACCGGGAUGCUUUGUAUGUGGGAAGACGGGCCAUCGAGCAGCAGAAUGCUGGGCACGGAAGGGGGAGCCGCCAAAACCCUCAAAGCCCAAGCCAGCAACCGGGAGGCGUGCGGAGGAGGAGGUGCAAGCCCCAGAAUCUCCAGAAAAAUUGGCUUGUGAUGAAAGAAGAACCGAAGAGGAGGACGAAGAAAAGGAGGGCACCAUGUCAUGGAACCCAGUUACAGGGCUUUGGUAAUUCAGCCCUGUAACUGGGAGUCAUAACAUAAACAAUCCCAGGAGCACCUGGCAGAAGAAGAUAGAAUAUGCCUGGGAACUUGGGGCCGAAAGUAUAAACAAUUAUAAUUGGUCUAGUGUGUGAAAAUGGUAGUAAUGUGAUAUUGGGGGUGGGACUUGAUGAUGAUAUUUACGUGUGGUGUUACGUAGCAUCAAAAGUUAUAAAAAUAGUUGUAUGUAAACAUUGGGUCAUUCCUGACUUUUCCAAAGUCAUGUGUUCUUCAAUAAAGAUUGGAUUUGAGAGCAGCCAUCUCUGAUCUGCGUUCAGACUGAUCCUUUGAAGUGAGCAGGACAUUUGCUUAUCCAACGUUCCGCUGGCCCGUUUAUGUUGGAUAAGUGAGACUCUAAUCGAAUCUGUAAAUAAUCCAAUUUGCAAAUGUUAAACCUGGAAAUGCAGAAGGGCAACUCUUGAUACAAUUUUUUAAAGUAACUUGUUGGUUUUUAACUGAAGUAGUGUCUAUUUCAUUGCUUUAAAAAAGAAAUUAAAUACCACAAGCACUGGGUUAUGGUACAAAUAGUACUACACCAUUUUAUUUUGUUAUAACUUCUCUACUCACAACCCAAAGCAGCCUUUGAACCGUACUAAUAUUCCUCUUCCCCUCUUUGAUGAGGAGCCCCUCGUGGUGCAGCAGAUUAAGCCACUGAGCUGCUGAACUUGCUGACCAAAAGGUUGGCUGUUUGAAUCCAGGGGGCGGAGUGAGCUCCCGCUAUUAUCCCCAGCUUUUGCCAACCUAGCAGUUUGAAAACAUGCAAAAUGUAAGUAGAUCAAUAGGUACCACGUCUGCGGGAAGGUUAACAGCACUCCAUGUAGUCAUGAUGGCCACAUGACCUAGGAGGUGUCUACAGACAACGCCCGCUCUUUGGCUAAGCAAUGGAGAUGAGCACCAACCCCCAGAGUCGGACAUAAAUGGACUUAAUGUCAGGGGAAAACUUUUACCUACCUCUUUGAUUACUCUUACCCGGUUUCCCUGAAAAUAAGACAUCCCCAGAAAAUAAGACCUAGUAGAGGUUUUGCUGAAUUGCUAAAUAUAAGGCCUCCCCCGAAAGUAAGACCUAGCAAAGUUUUUGUUUGGAAGCAUGCAGGAUCGGUAAAUGUACAUACCAUAGAUUGUUGUACAUGGAAAUAAAAGUAGUAACAAGAAAUAAUAAUAAUAAUAAUAAUAUAAUAACUUUAUUCUUAUAUCCCACCUCCAUCUCCCAGAAGGGACUCAGGGCAGCUUACACAGGGAUAAGCCCAACAACAACAUAAAUUUACAUACAAACAGAAAUUUAAAACAGUAAUUUUAAGCAGUAUAGCAAUAAAAUAUAAUAUAGAAGUUCUUAAAAGGAUUCAGUUUGGUUAUGCUGUUUUGUGAUGAUAACUACUGUACAGUAGAUAAUAAAUUUUCAUUUUUAAAAAUUCAACCAUAAAUGUGAAUUCGUCUUUGUGGAAAACUAAGACAUCCCCUGAAAAUAAGACCUAGCACAUCUUUGGGAGCAAAAAUUAAUAUAAGACACUGUCUUAUUUUCGGGGAAAC
Anolis carolinensis (green anole) is the source of this 8691-nucleotide messenger RNA. RefSeq lists its product as uncharacterized. The transcript is spliced from 2 exons. Gene Ontology annotation, molecular function: nucleic acid binding; zinc ion binding. Lineage: Eukaryota; Metazoa; Chordata; Lepidosauria; Squamata; Anolidae. The record is from RefSeq and is a predicted model, not a curated record. Bases 5436 to 7136 code for a protein of 566 amino acids.